AUGGGGUUUUCAGCCCGUUUCCUCCGCGUACCGCGGCCAGAGACGUUUCUUUAUGUGAUGAGCCUGGAGACAGGCGCUUCUUUAAUCACACUUUCCCUGCUGCUGAACAAGAUCAGCGGUCUCUAUGGCCUGCUCGCCUUAUUGACCGGCUACCAUCUGUCGCCAGUCCAGCUCUCUAUGUACCUCUAUUCGCUUAUUGCGCUCGGUCUUACAGCAUAUCUCUUCCCGCAUAUUCGGAAGCAGUCGCCCCUGCAGUGCCUCGCCCUCGCUUGGCUCUACCUCUUCGACACAGUCAUCAAUGCCGCAUACACAGCUGCGUUCGGGGUGACAUGGUUUCUCGUUAUCUCACAGCACUACGAUAACGGGACCGCAAAGGGGCCGGGCAGCGACACAAUCUCCCAGACCGCCGGCUUCACCAACCCCAAAUACGGCUCCUCGUCCACCAAUGGAAACUCCGCACGAAGCCCGGACGGCCUCACCAACGCCGUCACCCAGCCCGAGAGUUUCCAAAGCAUUGUGUUCAUCUGCUUGCUGUGGAUUAUCCGCAUUUACUUCGUGUUCGUUAUGCUCGCCUUCGCCCGCCAGAAAUUACGUCUCUACGUCGCGAUCCCCCGCCACACACAGCUUCCCACGCACAGCCGCAAUACCUCCGUUGCUAGCGUUGCUAGUGUUGCUGAUAUCGACCGGGAGCCGUUCUCGCCUUAUAGUCCUGAUGGUCAAGGCUGGCAGGGCAAGCUUGGCCGCCUUAUGAUUGGCCUUGGUCGCAGUUACUGGCUGGGCGAAGACGAGGACGGUGCCUGGUUGGACAGCAUGGGUCGCAAGUUUCGUGCUCGUGGCCAGGAGCUUCCUGGUCCUUUGGAACGAGAAAGAAGGCGCCGGUCGGGCACCGGGCCUCCACAGCCCUCGCAAGCCACAGUUCAGGCCGCUGCACUGCAGCAACCGAUCCCGGAGAAUCUAAAGAUGCAUGACUGGACUGACGGCCGGUGA
This is a messenger RNA of Aspergillus fischeri NRRL 181, 987 nucleotides long. Its product is annotated as inositol phosphorylceramide synthase regulatory subunit KEI1. Gene Ontology annotation, biological process: inositol phosphoceramide metabolic process. Bases 1 to 987 code for a protein of 328 amino acids. Gene Ontology annotation, cellular component: inositol phosphoceramide synthase complex; Golgi membrane. NCBI's taxonomy places the organism in Eukaryota, Fungi, Ascomycota, Eurotiomycetes, Eurotiales, Aspergillaceae. Gene Ontology annotation, molecular function: inositol phosphoceramide synthase regulator activity. The record is from RefSeq and is a predicted model, not a curated record. The transcript has 2 exons.